AUGGGUUCUACGAAGGAUGAGGCCAAUCCAGGGGCGAACGUCGUAGACGACAAUGGAUUUCGGCUCGAUCUCGAAAACUCGCAACCGUCGGAUCAAAAGGCUGAAGUUCGGCAAGGUGACUCUAUCCAGUCGAGAGAAGAGGACCCCAUUGAAAACCCCGAGAUAAAGACGGUCAAAAUCGAACGAGUUCUACGCCAAAUAGAGUUGUGGUUGGGUCAGAAGCUGAAUAUUGAGACUCAAGGAAUCGAACGAAUCAAGGAGGAAGAUAAACAGCCGCCAUCUCUUUGGAAUGCUUUCCUGAUGUGGUGGAUUAACCCGAAGAUGAUAGCUUGGUUUGCGCUCCAUGGCAUCCUCACCGGCUACGCUGUCAUUAGCACCACUGUCUCUGGCCAGUUACUCCCGGCAGCUGCCGACUACACCGUCUCGACCAACGUUGGCAUAUUUAUUGUUUCUGCCCUGUCUCUGGCCAUUUCCUUCUUUGGAUUCUCGAUCAUUCACAAAUUCGAAAGCUAUUCAUGGAUCCUUGCGUUCGUCCUUUUAUGUGUCCUUCUUGGGCAGAGCGCACCACAUAUAAAACCUGAGAUGAUAUACUUCAACCAUAGACGGGAAGGGUUCGCGGCUAGUUUUCUAUCAUACCUCUCAUUCACAGUUGCUGGAACAUCUGGCUGGUCCACCGCAAUUGCCGAUUACUACUGCCAUUACCCGACAAAGAUCUCUUCCUGGAAGCUUACCACGUUGACUCUUGCUGGCUUUGCCUCUUCAUCUGUAUUCAUCUCCAUUAUCGGCACUUGCAUUGGACUCAUUGCUCUCGAUCCAACGGGCCCCUUUUCAGAAGCCUUCAAAUCCCAUGGUCUUGGUGGGGUAGUUCGAGAGAUAUCACACCCUCUAGCAUGGUCAAAGUUCAUGCUUGUGAUGCUCCUAUUCACCGUUCUUGGGGGGCUAAUUGCGAAUUAUUACUCAUGUGGCUUGUCCAUCCAGGUCCUGGGCCAGCAUUUCCGAUAUCUUCCUCGAUUCAUCUGGAGUCUCCUAAUAGCGAUACUCGUCACGACCUUAUCAGUUCUCGGUAAAGACCAUCUUAUCGAACUAAUUGGAAACCUGGGAAAUAUGUUAGGAUACCUGACUGCUGCCUAUUCCGUUAUCUUAUUUAUGGAGGAUAGAUGGUUUAGGAGACACGAUGGAUACGACCUGACGGCGUGGAAUGACAAGCACAGGCUUCCAUGGGGGCUAGCCGCAGUAGCAUCGCUGGUGGUGUCCUAUAUGGCUGGCGCAAUACCAGGAAUGAACACAACAUGGUUUAUUGGACCUAUUGCCGCUAAGUUUGGCACUCCAGCCGGGGAUGUAGGGCUGAUAUUGAACACUACCUUCACUGUUAUCACCUACUUUACCUUCCGAACUAUCGAAAAGCGUAUGGUUGGAAGGUAG
This is a messenger RNA of Arthroderma uncinatum, 1422 nucleotides long. Its product is annotated as cytosine permease. The record is from RefSeq and is a predicted model, not a curated record. Gene Ontology annotation, biological process: transmembrane transport. Bases 1 to 1422 code for a protein of 473 amino acids. Gene Ontology annotation, molecular function: transmembrane transporter activity. Gene Ontology annotation, cellular component: fungal-type vacuole membrane; plasma membrane. The transcript is spliced from 3 exons. Lineage: Eukaryota; Fungi; Ascomycota; Eurotiomycetes; Onygenales; Arthrodermataceae.